GACAUCUUCACAUUUCUUACAUUCUUUUUGCUUGUCAAAAUGUAAUUUUUGUUAUAAUAAUUAUAACUAUGUAAAUUGAUAGAUUUAUACAUGCGUGUUUUGCCGGUGAAGAAAUUUUGAACGUUUUCAACAACCGCUACCGGAAAAACGACAUAGAUAAGAAUUGAAACAACGGAAAGUAUAUUCAAGUUUCGUUAUGCUGGCAAACGGAUUGCGUAUUUCUUGCAAACGGGAAACAAAUUUCUCAAUAAUGUGUGUUCAAUAACAGCCCCUCCAGGGAUCAAGUAAGCUUUAAAUGGAGGCACAGUACUCUUGGCGGAAAUAUUAAAGUUCUACUUUGUGUUCUGUACGUUCAUCUUGUAGCCGACUCUUCCUGGGGAAGAAAGUAUUGAGGAGCAAUGUUCGGAAUACAUUCUCGAAGAGGAGCACUUAUAGUGUUUGAAGGCUGUGAUAGGGCAGGCAAAUCAACUCAGUGCAAGAAACUUGUGGAGGCUCUCCACCAGAAAAAUAUCGAAGCCGAAUACAUGAGCUUUCCAGAUCGUACUACUGCAGUUGGACAGUUAAUAAAUGAUUAUUUGAUGAAAAAUAUUGAUCUGACAGAUAAUGCUAUUCACCUUCUCUUUUCUGCAAAUAGAUGGGAGAUGGAACCCAAGAUGAAGUCACUCAUUAGUAAGGGUGUUACACUGGUUGUGGACAGGUAUGCAUACUCAGGAAUUGCAUUUUCAGCAGCCAAAAAGGGCAUGGAUCUGGAAUGGUGUAAGAAGGCUGAAACAGGACUUCCAAAGCCAGAUGUCGUUUUUUUCCUCUCAUUAAGUCCUGAAGUCCUUUCAAAGAGAGGUGGGUUUGGAACUGAAAGAUACGAAGUGACUGAAAUACAAAAGGAAGUGAGAAACAAUUUUUUGAAGCUGGCAGAUGACUCCUGGAAGGUCAUCAAUGCAGACCAGGAAGUUGAUGUAUUACAUCAAGAUAUUCUGUCACAUGCUUUGUCAGUCAUAAAAAAUGCAGAAUCUAAACCUUUGGGUUACCUUUGGUAGAUCUGAGUUGGAAUAAACUGUACAUUAUUGCUAUCUGGAUUGGUGAUGUUAUAAAGAUAAAAUAUAUCUGUGAUGGAACUGUGAA
This is a messenger RNA of Cryptotermes secundus, 1119 nucleotides long. Its product is annotated as thymidylate kinase. The transcript has 5 exons. Lineage: Eukaryota; Metazoa; Arthropoda; Insecta; Blattodea; Kalotermitidae. The record is from RefSeq and is a predicted model, not a curated record. Gene Ontology annotation, biological process: dTTP biosynthetic process; dTDP biosynthetic process; dUDP biosynthetic process. Gene Ontology annotation, molecular function: dTMP kinase activity; ATP binding. Bases 399 to 1034 code for a protein of 211 amino acids. Gene Ontology annotation, cellular component: mitochondrion; cytoplasm; cytosol.